This is a messenger RNA of Coprinopsis cinerea okayama7#130, 3357 nucleotides long. RefSeq names its product heme peroxidase. Gene Ontology annotation, molecular function: monooxygenase activity; peroxidase activity; heme binding. The record is from RefSeq and is a predicted model, not a curated record. The coding region runs from base 1 to 3357 and encodes 1118 amino acids. The transcript is spliced from 9 exons. Gene Ontology annotation, biological process: response to oxidative stress. Lineage: Eukaryota; Fungi; Basidiomycota; Agaricomycetes; Agaricales; Psathyrellaceae.
AUGUCUUCCAUCCUUCGCAAGCUCGCCCAGACCGUGGACUACAUCAACGAGUCCCAUGCACCCGUCGACACCGACGGCGGGCGCACACAGAGCGGCGUCUACGAAAAGAAGGUCGCUGCCCUCUACCAGGCCUUCACUAAUCCACCCGUCACUGUGGAUGAUUUGGUGUGUACACAUUCCUGCACGACGCCCACGAACCCCACUAACAGUGUCGUCCGACCGCAGCCCGCCUAUGUCGAUGCUUUCCUCAACUCGGGUGGUGUGGGCAUUGACGAUCGAGAGCUUCUGCUCGAGAAGCUGUUGACGCUUAUGGCCAGUACGAAGGAUACAUCGUUCUCCCAUAAGGUGCAAGAGGCCGUCAUCAGCCUACUGUACAAGGAUCUACCUCACCCUCCUAGCGGCUACCUUCGUGUACCACCCACUACCGCCCCUGCUCCUCCCCUCGACGUGAAGUAUGCCUACCGGACAUCUGACGGGUCGCAUUACAACCCUUUGGCCCCGGCAAUGGGCAUGGCAGGGACUCCCUACGCACGUUCGGUGCCCUCUCGGCACACCCUGCCCAAGGAAUCACUCCCGGACCCUGACCUCAUUUUUGACACGCUCCUCAAGCGCGAGAAGUUCGUCCCCCAUCCGGGAGGCAUGUCCGCACUCUUCUUCGCCUUUGCCGACCUCGUCAUUCACAGCAUCUUCAAAACCAACCCUCAUGACUGGUCAAUCAAUGAUGCUAGUAGUUACCUCGACCUCAGCGUGCUCUAUGGGCACAGCGACCGGGACGUCAAUGCUAUCAGGCGAAAGGACGGCACGGGUCGUCUGUGGAAUGAUGUAUUCGCGGAUUACAGGAUCACCCAUAUGCCUCCUGCGAGCUGCGCCUUGUUGGUGCUGUUAAGCAGGAAUCAUAACUACGUCGCCGAGAAGAUCCUGGAUAUCAACGAAAGUGGGAAGUACACCCGAACAUUUGCCAACAAUGCCGCUCGCGACGCACAGGACGACGAGAUCUUCCACCGAGCCCGUCUUGUCAACUGUGGAUACUUCAUGCACAUCAUUCUCGGAGGUACAUUGCCAUCCACCCUAGUCCUACACUACGUUGGCGCUAUUCUGGGACUUGUGCGGGAUGGCAGUGACUGGCGCUUAGAUCCCAUGAUGACUAUGCGCAGCCGGAACCACGAUUUCGUACCCGUCGGAGAGGGCAACGUCGUCUCGACCGAGUUCAACCUUCUCUAUCGCUGGCAUGCAACCUUGUCAGACGAGGACACCAAAUGGACGGAAUCCCUCUUCCAGAAGAUGUUCAGCGGCAAGGACCCCAAGGACAUCAAGAUUGACGACUUCAAAGAGGCGGCCCACAAGCACUUGGUGCUCAACAUUGAGAACGUCCGCGAAUGGACGUUCGAUGGGCUUAAGCGUGGUGCAGAUGGUCGAUUCAGCGAUGAUGACCUCGCUCGCAUCAUCCAGAACUCGACUGAAUACCGCGCUGGUGCUUUCAAGGCCCGUGGUAUUCCAGAAGCCUUGCGCUUCAUCGAAGUCAUGGGCAUCAGGCAGGCUCGCACUUGGGGAGUGUGCUCCCUAAAUGAGUUCAGAAGGUUCAUGGGUCUUAAACCGUACGCCGACUUCAAGCAGUGGAAUCCCGACCCCAAGAUCUACAAUGCUGCCCAAGCGCUCUAUCGUGAUAUCGAGAACCUCGAAUUGCACGUCGGCCUCCAGGCUGAAGAGACCAAAGAACCCGGAGAAGGUGCAGGUCUCUGCCCUGGCUACACCAUCUCCCGUGCCAUUCUCGCCGAUGCCGUCUGCCUCACCCGUGGAGAUCGCUUCUUCACCGUCGAUUACACGCCCCAGAACCUCACUUCAUGGGGCUUCCAGGACUGCGCUUACGACAAGCAAGAUGGUUCCUUCGGCGGCCUCCUCACCAAACUCCUCCUCCGCACUCUCCCGAAUCACUACUCGCGAGGAAAUGCCUACGCUCACUUCCCCUUCAUGGUUCCUACUUUCUUGGAGGAACAUUGGAAGGUGCAUAAACCCGAGUUGGUUGGAAAAUAUACUUGGACCAGGCCUAGGCAGCAGCCCACGAUUGUGCCUGUUGGAGACUACGAGAUCGUCACCAAAGUUUUCGCUGACAACUCGGCCUUCCUCUCCGCGUACGAAACGCGUACCCUCAAUGCCGUCAAAGCUACCCUCGAGAAAUCUGUGCGCCGUACCCUAACACUCAGGGGAAAGCGUGUCUCCCAAGCCCCUGGAGGCUCGACUACCGAUAAACGGCUCACACAAGGCCGAGACGAGAUCAACACCCAGAUCCUCGCCCUCCCUCUCUCCACCUACUUCUCGUCCAAAACGAAGGAGCUCAUCAAAGCCAAAGGAUUCACCAGCGCGGAUGGGUCCACUGCCUACGUAGACAUUGUGCGUGAUGUCAUCAACCUCCUCCCAGUGCAUUUCGUCUCGCAGCGGAUUGCUGGCUUGCCGUUGAAGUCGGAUUCGACGCCGAAGGGAGUGUGGUAUGAGCAAGAUAUGUAUGAUUGGUUCACGGAUAUCGCGGAGUAUGUGUACUUGAACUUCCAACCGGAGCAUGACUGGCGAUUGAGGGAGUCGACGCAACUGCACGGGGAGGAGAUUAUUGGAUACAUCAAGUCCCACAUUGACAGUAUCAAGAACAAGUUCUCUCUUCCCGAUGUGCGCAACCACAUUGCAAUUGGUCACAAUGGCCACGACUUCUUGACCAGGAUCGUCGACAGCCUGCGCAACACCGACACAUCCAACCGUGAAACGGCAGCACGCAUCUUCGCAGCCGUCGUCCCCACCGCCGCCAUCUACGCCUCCGCACUCUCGCAGAUCGUCUCAUUCUUCCUCCAGCCUUCCAACGCCUCAGCUGCCGAAGCUCUCGUCUCCCUCCCCAAGUCCAAAGACACUGCUACCGCCACGACAGAAGUGUUGGGUUACAUCCGGGAAGCUCUCCGUCUGAACCCUGCCAUUCCAGGGUUCUACAGGACCGCCGCACGCGAUGUCGUGCUCGGGCCCAAGACGAUCCAAGCCUACGAGGUCGUCUAUGGAAGUCUGUACUCCGCCAACCGCGAUCCCCAGGUCUUCGGACCUAACCCUGAGGUCCCCGUUUUCAAUCGCCAAGGGAAAGGAGCGGUCUUGGGUCUCCCCAACACGGGUCUGACGACGGAGGAGUUCUUGGCUGCUACUGUCCCAGCCGUGCUUUCUGAGAUCAUGUCGCUGAAGGGGGUGAAGAAGGCCGCUAACAAGAGUGGAAGGUUCAAUGAAUUCCAGGAGAACUGGCAUGGGUACCCCAGGAAGCAGUAUAUCAACGCGAAGGGAGCUGUUUCGUCAUUCCCGGAUUCGCUGAUUCUGCAGUACCAGGUUGCGUGA